UUAUUUUUUCACUCGGCUCCACCGGCGCGUCUCGGCUGAACGUGGAGGCGGCGACUGAGUGGCAGGAAAAACACAGCUACCCUCCCGAAUCAGGGCGGGGGUUCCCCUUCACAUCCAAAGCAGCGCAUUGACUUGCCCCACGGACCAUGUUUGCAAGCCGUGCCUGUCCUCGGGCGUUUCAGUAGGGAUUUGUUUUCAUUUUCUUUUUCGGCCCUGCGGAUGUCGCGGCGCCCAGCUCUGCCCUGCUCGCCGAGUGAAAGGCGCAGCUAGACGGGGGAGGGGCGGGGACUUGUGUGAGAGAGAUCCGAGGCUGUGCUGGGUCUCUAGGAGCCAUCCUCCGAGGACCCAGCCCUCCUGCUUUCCCGGAGCACUUACGGCGCGCUGGGGCGUGAAGGCGUCCAUCCCUCGGCAACACAGGACUACGCGAGCCCGAGGCCCCCUGCCUGUGGAGCGGGGCUCGGCCAAGAGCCGGGGGGAUGACUCUGGAAUCUAUGAUGGCCUGCUGCCUGAGCGAGGAGGCGAAGGAGUCCAAGCGGAUCAACGCCGAAAUCGACAAGCAGCUGCGCCGGGACAAGCGGGACGCCAGAAGGGAACUGAAGCUGCUUUUGCUCGGAACAGGAGAGAGCGGAAAGAGCACCUUUAUCAAACAGAUGAGGAUCAUCCAUGGAGCAGGCUACUCUGAUGAGGACAAGAGAGGUUUCACUAAGCUGGUCUACCAGAAUAUCUUCACUGCCAUGCAGUCCAUGAUCCGUGCAAUGGAGACUUUGAAUGUCUCAUAUAAAUAUGAGCAGAACAAGUCUAAUGCACUGUUGGUUCGAGAGGUUGAUGUGGAAAAAGUCUCAACGUUUGAGCUCCCCUAUGUAAAUGCCAUUAAAAUGUUAUGGAAUGACCCCGGAAUUCAAGAGUGCUAUGACCGGAGGCGAGAAUAUCAGUUGUCUGAUUCUACUAAAUACUAUUUAAGUGAUCUAGACCGAAUUGCAGAGCCCUCCUACCUUCCCACCCAGCAAGAUGUAUUAAGAGUUCGAAUUCCUACAACUGGGAUUAUUGAAUAUCCCUUUGACUUGCAAAGCAUCAUUUUCAGAAUGGUUGAUGUUGGUGGACAAAGAUCAGAACGCAGGAAGUGGAUUCACUGUUUUGAAAAUGUAACAUCCAUCAUGUUUCUUGUAGCUCUUAGUGAGUACGACCAAGUUCUAGUAGAGUCUGACAAUGAGAACCGUAUGGAAGAGAGCAAAGCAUUAUUCAGAACGAUCAUCACAUAUCCCUGGUUUCAGAAUUCCUCUGUUAUCCUUUUCUUGAAUAAGAAAGACCUCCUAGAAGAGAAGAUAAUGUACUCUCAUUUAGUGGACUACUUCCCAGAGUUUGAUGGUCCUCAGAGGGAUGCUCAGGCUGCCCGGGAGUUCAUCUUGAAAAUGUUUGUUGACCUGAACCCUGACAGUGACAAGAUCAUCUACUCUCAUUUCACCUGUGCUACAGACACCGAAAACAUCCGGUUUGUUUUUGCUGCUGUUAAAGACACCAUACUGCAGCUGAACCUAAAGGAGUACAACUUGGUGUAACUCCCAUUUUUUCCACCCAACCCCAUUCCUAAACUCCCCCUCCUUCCCCAGUACUAGUACUUACCUGCACGCACACGGGCGCAGAAGAAACUAAAAAAAAAUUAAGUAAAACAAAAGGAAUUAACUAAAUUUCACUAAGAGAAUGAUUUCUGAAGUCAGAUACCUUAUUCUUGAUUCUCUCCAAAAGGAAGACCUUUUAAUAUUUUUUGUUUUUAAAUUAUGGAGUUUGUCAGGAUUAUUAAGGAAGGUUUAAAAUUUGUAUUACUUUCCAUAUUUGUCUUUUAAAUUGCUCUACAUUUUAAUGCAGUUUGUACUUUAAGUCUUCAUCACUACAAUUUCCCAGUUGUAUUAGGCUUGAUUACCUACCACUGGACACUCUAACACCCAGUUCCCACUGGAAAAAGGUGGAUCUCAGUAUUAAGGGGGUAGGAGAAUGAUGGGACUUGUUUUUUUAAAAAAAAAAAAAACAAAAAAAAAGACAAAAUCACAAAAGGCAUCUCUGCAUAUAGAUGAGCCCUUGACUCUGUAUUCUGGUGUAAUAUGUUCACCUCCUACUUUCCUUAGCAAUGAAAGGUAUUGAUACUGUGAUUUUUUUUUUUUUUUUUAAUUAUUGAAAAUUAUAACCUAAUUUGUAGCUCACUGUACUUUUAAAAUGAACCGCUGAGAAUUAGUUGAUGAAGCAAUAGCUGGAUACAAAAAGAGGUCUUUCUCAAAAGACUGAAUCUUUAGUUUUAAGUUAAAAAGGUGUUUAUAAAUGUACAGAAAACUUUUAAAUUAGACAUUUUUAGGCACAAAUUUAGGAUAAGUAAGCUCCUUUUUAUUUAAUGUAGGACAUAUUUUUCCUCCGCUUUCCAUGAUUUUACUUUCUUGGCAGCUGUCUUUCUUGGCUUCUAAGAAGUUUGUAGAUGGACUUAUUUUGAGAAAAUAGAAAUGUUUCCUUUAUUUUGCCCCAAAUAAUUUGGUCUGUGAGUGAGCAUUUUUAUAAAUGGGUGCUUUCAGACACACAAGGAGGAUGGAUUUAAAAUUGGGUGUUUACAAAUUCUAAUGUUUGUAAGCUGCUUCUAUUCUGAACUAAAGACUAAUGAUGAACAAACUUCACUAUUUUCUUUAAAUGCACUUCAGCACAUUUCUCAUUAUAAGGGCUAUUGAGGGCUUCUUUUGGCCCUGUCUUACACUACCAGAGAGUUGGGGGUGGGAUGGACUGAAGGGCUUUGGAUUGGGGAGGGUGCAUAUGAAGAAGGAACAAAAGUGUUGUUAGGUGGCCUUUUUUCUUUACACAUCGAAACAGUGCCAAUAAAUGAGACUUAAAAGAUGCAGUAUCAUUUCUAGAGAGUUAAGGAAAGUAUGCCAUUAUGUUGCACAAACUUUUUUUUUGUUUUUAAACUGUGACCAUGUGGAAAUGCCAAACAGUCAAGUACAUACUAGUUCAAAAUGAACACAAGUUGCACUUCAUGUUGGGCAUGCCAAUUACAUUCAUGUUCAGAACCGUGUCACAUAUCAUGAAUUUUUUUUUUAAUAUAUUAUACUUUAAAUUGUAGUUUUGGUAAACGGAAAUUGACAGUCCACCACCCCAGCCUAACAAUCCCAGGCCUUUAUGCAGCAGCGCACAUGCAUCUAUGCAGAUGUGCUGAAUUAUCAUUGAGACAAAGAAUCAGUGUUAUCAUAUGGGGGAAGGUUAUGCGGGAAAAAAAAAAAAUCAGCCAAAAGUUUAUUUUAUAAAAGUUGUUCAUACAUUUUAAAUAAAGGAGAUUUAUAUAUUUCAAUGUAAUUUUAUGUUAAACUACAGACUGCUUGUUUUAUUUUUUCCCUUUGCUUCUUCCUUUGACCCAGAAAUUGCAUCGUUUAGUUAGGAACACUACGAUCAAAGCAGAAAAUUUUUUCAAUAUUGAAAUCUGUUCUCUACCUCUCUUUAAAUGGGGGAGACUUGCACAACUAUUCUCUGAAAAUAACACUAUUUCUCUUUUCAGUUCCAUUUUUCUUAAAAUUUUCAUUGAGCACCAAAAUGCAUUCCCCUUUCUUUCAGUAUUUCUACUUAGUGUUUGUUUCAUUUUCUCCAUUAUGAACUUUUAACUUUGUAUUAUUAGUGUGUAGAUGUAAAAUGUGAUGGCAGUGCCCAGGUCACUUUUUGAGUUCUGAAUUUCAAAACGGGAAUUUUUUUUUCGCAUAAAUAUUACUUGCUAAAUGUAAGAUACAAAAUUGCUUUUUUUUUUUUUUUUUUUUCUUUAAAAUAAACUUUACAGUAAAUUUUCCCAGUGGCCAUUGUAAUUGUUUAAGUGUACUUUGUGCAAAACACCCUGUUGUUAGUUUUCAUUUUUAUUGUUGACAUCAAACUUAAUAAAAUGUCAAUUUCUGCAGCUUUUUUUCAUUAAUUUACUGCUUCUACUUUUCAUAUGCUAGUUUUAAGAAUAUUAGGGUCUCAGCAGCCAAAUACUUUCAAGUACAUGUUUUAAACAGGGCUGGUUACUGAACUGUGCACUAAAUGUGAUUAAAUAUACUCACCAAGGUUUACAACCAUUUGGCUCUUUUGGUUAUGCUUAAGUAUAAAAUUAAUUUUCAACUUGUUGCUUUUCAGUAUCUUAUAAAUUAAUAAAAGUAUUGCAAUGCAUCACAACUGACUACUCAAACUGACAAUAUUUUGAGUAGCCUAAAGCACAGAGGCUAUCACUUGUCUCGUCACGCAGGACAAAAUGUAUCCUGUUCGAUAAACUUAAACAGUUCUGCAGAAGCAGGGAAAAAAUUCAGAAUUAAGAUGUCAAGCUUGUUUGUAAAGGUUGAAAAAAUAUGCUAGUAUUCAUUGAAAAGUGUAUACAUACCCUUUUAAAAUUACAGUGGAGGGAAUUGUGCAUAAAGAUUUCAUUAACGGCUGACAUUGGUACAACAAUCAAUUCAUUUUUAUGUUAACAAUGGAAGUUUGAUUUUUUUUUUUAUUUGUUUAUUAAAUGUAUAACAAGUACAGCAACUGAUUAAACUGAAAUUAUAUCAAAGUAUGAGAUUGCACAGAUUAAUUCAAAAAGUUGAUUUUUUUUUUUAUCAUUCUGGAUUUCCUGAUAGUAUUUCACUAAGUAAUUUUGAACAAAAUUUCCAUGUUUAUAUUAGUAAAUAUUGUUUCUACAAAAAUGUGUGUAAUAAAAUUGAACAAUUGAAUUCAAUAAAUACUGCUGUGAGAAUUGACACAAGCAGUUUUAUGUAACUUUUUCAUAUUAUAAGCAAUGGCAAAACUGGUUUCUCAUUUAAAAUAUUUUGCUUCUGCAUUAGACAGCAUAAAGUAUCCAAAACUUAUUCCCACUAGUUUUGUCAACUAUAUAUGAGAAGAAUUAAAUUGCACUUUUCCUCUGGAGAUCCUUGGCCAUAACAUUAUUCCUGAAUAAAAUUUAAAAGCUAUUGUGGCAUUGACCAUUUAAUCUUGUUCCCAUGACUAAGUGCAACAUCUCAGGAUCUUCAUUUUGUAAGAAUAAAAUACUAAAUUAAUAACAAUCUAAUGCAAGUUAGGUACCUUUUUGUAUUGGUUUGAUAUACAAAAGUGAUGUAAAUAUAAUGUAGUAGUGUGUGGUAUGUAUACUGUAUAUAGAGUAAUAUUGACCUAUCAAGAUAGAUAAAAAACGUGUAUAUAUAAUGUAUGCAUACAUGUGUCCAUCCUUCCAUCCACUAUAAACUCGGUUAUACGUUUUCAUUAAAAGAUUAUGCAAGUAAAUUGCAUUUUUCUUGUUAGUGAUGUAAUUUUGUUUUCAAAAA
Messenger RNA from Erpetoichthys calabaricus (reedfish), 5288 nucleotides. RefSeq names its product guanine nucleotide binding protein (G protein), alpha 11b (Gq class) (gene gna11b). NCBI's taxonomy places the organism in Eukaryota, Metazoa, Chordata, Cladistia, Polypteriformes, Polypteridae. Gene Ontology annotation, biological process: action potential; adenylate cyclase-modulating G protein-coupled receptor signaling pathway; phospholipase C-activating dopamine receptor signaling pathway. Bases 477 to 1556 code for a protein of 359 amino acids. The transcript is spliced from 7 exons. Gene Ontology annotation, cellular component: heterotrimeric G-protein complex. The record is from RefSeq and is a predicted model, not a curated record. Gene Ontology annotation, molecular function: guanyl nucleotide binding; GTPase activity; G protein-coupled receptor binding.